AUGCAGCAGGACGACCACAGUGCUCGUGCAAAAGCAGCUCCUCGCGACAGAGACAGCCCGCUGUGCCUGUACCCCAGCAAGCGCUGCGAUAAUCCUCGGGUUACCAAGGCCAACGGCGAACUCCACAAAUUCUGCCAGUUCCACCGCGACAAAGCCAACUAUAACCAACGCCAACUCGAGUUCAAGAGGAUGCUACGACAAGAGCAAGCCCAAUCUGCGGGUGCACAGACGGCUUCGGUCCGCACUGCGGGGCCUCCGUUGUUGCCCAGACCCCAGAUGCCGCUCACAAAUAAUGACGGAAGUGAGUCCGAAUUCGAGCUUGACGAGGAACAUAUUCGCCUCAUUGAGGAAGUGGCAUCCGCUACUGGUGCCGAUGCCUUGCUUGGCAACCAGUGA
Molecule: messenger RNA, 396 nt
Organism: Phytophthora sojae
Lineage: Eukaryota; Oomycota; Peronosporomycetes; Peronosporales; Peronosporaceae
Exons: 1
Coding region: 1-396 (131 amino acids)
Source: RefSeq, a predicted model, not a curated record